CAUUACGCAGGUCUUUCUCACGUGAUUCUGUUCAGAAUUGCUUUUAGUUCAGUGAAUUAGUUUUUGAUGAGGCUGAUAUGUCGAGACUUAGGGAGGUCGUCAUCGCUGCUGUUGCCGUUGGCGCUGGCGCUGCGUUUCUGUACUGUUUAUUGAGGAAGAGAAAGAAGCCGUGGAAUGAGUGGCGGCGGGACGGUGUGUACGUAAGAGACCCGGAUGACCUACAGAGGAAGUUGGGAAGGAUGGCAGCAGAUGGGGCUAGCAAACUCCAGGUUAUCUCUGAUUUUGACAUGACUCUUACCAAGUUUUGGAUAAAUAAUCAAAGAGGAAUGACAACGCAUGCAAUUCUCGAAACGAGUGAACUUCUUCCUGUCUCAUUUCGCGAGAAGAUGACAGCUUUGAAAAAGAAGUACUAUCCCAUUGAAAUAUCAAGUACCAUGGAGGUGAAGGACAAGAUACAUUACAUGGAAGCAUGGUGGUGCCAAGGCCACGAUGCUCUUGUUUCAUGCAAUAUUCAUCGGUCUAUCAUAGGGAAGAUGGUAGAACAGUCGAACACAACACUGAGAGAUGGCUGUCAACAUCUUUUUGCCAUGCUAAGAAACUGCAAUGUUCCGCUGAUGAUUUUAUCUGCCGGAAUUGGAGAUCUCAUUGACGAGGUUCUUAAUCGGCAGGCAUCACUGUAUAGAAACAUUCACGUUGUAGCAAACUACAUGGACUAUGAGGAGAAUGACAUGCUUGUGGGAUUCAAGGGUCAUCUGAUUCACACAUUCAAUAAGACAGAGAACUCUGUUCGAAGUUCAGACUACUUUCAAGAGAUAAAGGAUCGCUGCAAUGUUGUACUGCUCGGUGACUCACACGGCGACCCUCACAUGGCAGAUGGAGUGGAACAUGUAGCAAAUAUUGUCAAGAUAGGUUUUCUCAAUGACGAGGUUGAAAGCAGGUUUGAAGGCCACAUGCAGCGGUACGAUAUUGUUAUAACAGGUGACCCAGACUUGAGCCUCGUAAACUCUUUGCUGUCACACAUCUUACUAUCAAGCUAGCCGCAACUCAGCUACAGCUUUGCUUGGUUUUUAUUCCAUGUAUGUAUUUGUGCAAGUAUGUACACACACACCUUGUAAGUGAUUGCAACUCAAGAACAGACAUGCGGGUUUUGCUAGGAUGUGUUGAUGUAACAACUAAGAGUUUUAGAUUAUUAGAAAUUGGUCUCAG
This is a messenger RNA of Corticium candelabrum, 1206 nucleotides long. RefSeq names its product 7-methylguanosine phosphate-specific 5'-nucleotidase-like. Gene Ontology annotation, molecular function: 5'-nucleotidase activity; magnesium ion binding. Gene Ontology annotation, cellular component: cytoplasm. The record is from RefSeq and is a predicted model, not a curated record. Lineage: Eukaryota; Metazoa; Porifera; Homoscleromorpha; Homosclerophorida; Plakinidae. The coding region runs from base 78 to 1037 and encodes 319 amino acids. The transcript is spliced from 10 exons.